AUGCAUCUAGAUCCUAUCGAAGAGACGACGUCGUACAUGGACGGCGAGGUUAGGGAAUAUCCACAACCGACGACAAGCCCCUACAAAGCCCCAGUCGUGACACUCAUCAUCGGUCGAGAUGAAUACAUCAUCCCAGAAUUCUACCUGCGUCAAUUCCCCCAACUACGGAGAAGUCCCAAGACCUUCGAACAGGGCUACAACCCCAGUCUUAAAUUCGUGUCUAGUCUCGACGUCGACGAAGACAUCGGCCACACCCUUGUUCACUAUCUCUACACAGGCGAAUAUGAAACUCUCCGCGAUGGACCGGACCCCAGCAUCCCCAGACGAACGAUAGAAUACAGACGUAGCGCAUUUGCCUACCUGGCGGCGAGGAAAUAUGGUCUCGGCGGACUGGAGGCACAUGCGAAGCAUUACAUAGAAGUGUUCGAUCGCGAUGUGCCUACUCCAGAUAUUCUCCGCAUCGCGCGGAGUAUCUAUUCUAAGCUACCGCGAGACGAGACGUGGUUCCAGGAUUACAUACGAGUGAAGAUGGAGGACGAGUUCGAGGCCGACGAUGCGGUGUUCAAGCGAGAGUGGUUUCUCAAUGGAAUUGGACGGGAUGCGUCAUUCGACCGACUGCUCGUGCAGAUUAUGGCGGAGAUAUACUCGGAGAAGUUGGCGACAGUGAAUUUCCGGAGACUCGAGAACGGACGACAUAUUGUCCAUUCUAUGGCCAAUGGGGAUGCGGUACGCAUCUCCGAGGAAACGAUUCAUGAAGAGCCAGAGGGAGAGCCUGCGUUUGAGGAUGUCGUGCCCGAAGUCGAACCCAGCCAUGGAUACGAUGGGUCGACGGAGGACGAAGGUACCGGUGAAUACAGUGGAAAACGACAGCAACAGGCAGAGUCAGAACCAGUAAGCGAGGACUGGCCGCUGACUCCGUCGCCUCCUCCUUCUGCCUCUCCGCAUCCUACCGACGAUACCAUCGCCGUCGACGAGCAGCCUUCCUUUCCGAAACCUGAGCACAAAACUCAGCCCGAGCCCGACGCAGAGCGCAAAGAUGACGACUGGGGCGGCGCCUGGGCCCCACUCCGGAAACGGGAUAAGAAGAAGAAGAAAAACAAGAAGCUCAAGAUCGUCGAGCCGGAGACUGAACCCAGAGCGGGACAUGCCCCGACGGAAAGGUGGCCAGAGGUUCGCCACGCUACGUCGGAUGAGUCGUAUGGUUUUGGGCCGCCGACGCCCUUGAGUCCGGUUUAUGAGGAGGAAGUUCCUCUGCCGUUGAGGCCCGCUUCGGCUUCUCUUCUAGAGGGACCAAAUUAUUGA
Aspergillus pseudotamarii is the source of this 1302-nucleotide messenger RNA. RefSeq lists its product as uncharacterized. The record is from RefSeq and is a predicted model, not a curated record. Bases 1 to 1302 code for a protein of 433 amino acids. The transcript is spliced from 2 exons. Lineage: Eukaryota; Fungi; Ascomycota; Eurotiomycetes; Eurotiales; Aspergillaceae.